Suricata suricatta (meerkat) is the source of this 1135-nucleotide messenger RNA. RefSeq names its product gap junction protein gamma 2 (gene GJC2). The record is from RefSeq and is a predicted model, not a curated record. NCBI's taxonomy places the organism in Eukaryota, Metazoa, Chordata, Mammalia, Carnivora, Herpestidae. Gene Ontology annotation, biological process: cell communication. The transcript has 4 exons. Gene Ontology annotation, cellular component: connexin complex. The coding region runs from base 509 to 1135 and encodes 208 amino acids.
UCAAAGCAGGCUCCAUGCUGUCAUGGCAGAAUGGGGCUUGAACUCACAAACUGUGAGAUCAGGACCUAAGCAGAAAUAAGGAGCCAGUCAGCCGACUCAGCCAGCCAGUGCCCCAAAUGUCUGUGCACUUGCUUGUAAGUGUGUGCACACACAGGCGUGUGUCUGUGGGUCUGUGUGUACCACCGUAUGCAUGUGUGUCUGAGUGCCCAUGUGGGUGUGCAUCUGAGAAGCACGUGUGAUGGUGUGGCUCUGAGAGGGGCGCUGCCCACAGAUGUGAGGAAGGAGGGUCACUUCCCCAGGAACCCCAGCUGCCCCCUCUUCCUGCCCCCACCCCCUGGAGAGGCCCCGGCUGCAUAAAGUGGAGCCUCCCGGAGCCCCUGUCCCUGUCGGCCUCUGCUGCUCCGUCCCACGCCUGCCCACGCUGCCUGCCAGGCCCAUUCCAGAGGGAGGGGGCCAGGGCAUCAGGCAGUCAGGGGGCUCCUGUCCCCAGACUACCCAGAAGCAGGUAAUGGCCUUGGCGGUGAAUGAGGGAGGGCAGGGGUGCGAGGCUGUAACCCAUCCCCCCUUCCUGGAGGCUGCAGGGGUGAAUGGCAGUGGGCUUCUCUCCUCGGGCACCGGCCCACCCAGGGAUCAGCUGAUCUGCAAGGGGGCACUGGUCUGGAACAUGGCCCCGUCCCCCGCCCCUAUGACCAACAUGAGCUGGAGCUUCCUGACGCGGCUGCUGGAGGAGAUCCACAACCACUCCACGUUCGUGGGCAAGGUGUGGCUCACGGUGCUGGUGGUCUUUCGCAUCGUGCUCACGGCCGUGGGCGGGGAGUCCAUCUACUCGGACGAGCAGACCAAGUUUACCUGCAACACGCGCCAGCCGGGCUGCGACAACGUGUGCUACGACGCGUUCGCGCCGCUGUCCCACGUGCGCUUCUGGGUCUUCCAGAUCGUCGUCAUCUCCACGCCGUCCGUCAUGUACCUGGGGUACGCCGUGCACCGCCUGCAGCCCAUGUGUGUCACCCGGGCGCAGGCAGGGCAUACGGACCACGCCCACCGCUGCGGUUUCCUGGGAGCCUCCGCAGCCAGGCAGACCCCUGUCACCGCCCCCACCAACGCGGGCUGCAGGUGUGAGACAGGGGGCACCUGA